UGUUUUCCUCACUCAACUGCUCAAUGACUCAUCUAUAAUUAGCGUGAGACGACGCACUCGGCAGCGGACCGGAAACUCAUCCCCACUCUCCAACCUUGAACUCCCCUUCAACUCGUCUCGCUGGCCAAGACAACCUCGCGUCGAGUGAACUAUGGCGGAUCCUUCCCCCGUCCCUUCGGGCUAUGAUAGCGAGUUUGUGAUCGCCGUGGCAGAGGAGUACACUUGCCGUAUCUGUCAUCUUCCUUUGCGAGUUCCUGUGCAGACAAAGUGCGGGCAUCGGUUUUGCAAAGAGUGUCUCGAUGAAGCGAGCAGGAGGAAAUCCCGAGCCGAAUGUCCUAUGGAUAGGGAGCCUCUGGAUUUGAAAAAGGAUGUCUUCCUGGACAAGGCCGCGGAGCGCACCAUCCUCUCCUUCCUGGUCAAGUGCCCUUGCAAAGGCUGCAAGUGGGAGGCGGAGCUACGCGAUCUGGAAGCCCAUGCACGGAACUGUGACUACAAGCUGGUGACUUGCUCAAACCCCAUGUGUUCUGCACAGCUUCCGCGCAUGGAUGUUGAUGAGCAUCUGCUGGUUGAGUGUGACUGGCGGCUCAUUGUCUGUGAAUAUUGCGGCGAUGAGUCACCAUAUUGCUUACAAAAGGAUCAUUCAAACCAGUGUGACAAGUUCCCCGUCUUAUGCCCGAAUGACUGCGGCACGCAAAUAACACGUGAGAAGCUGCGUGAUCAUCAGAGCGAAGAGUGUCAGUUUGCCGUGGUUCCGUGCGCAUUCCGCGACUUUGGGUGCGAGGUUGAGAUCCAGAACAGACUAAUGGAUCAACACCUGGAUACCAACAUCCAAUCACACCUCAACAUGACGUGCAAUCAGCUCCUCUUGUCACGUGACGUCUGCGCCAGUCUUCAAACCGAGCUCACAGCCACUAAGGAAAAUCUCAGCUCUGCUAAGCAACAAGUAGCGGCGCUGACCAAAGAAUCGCAGAUUCUGCUUAAAGAGAAACUUGAAAUGACAAAGCAUAUGAAAGAGCUGACGAAGAAGAUGGACGUAUUGGAGUCACGUGUACGUCAAAACUCGGCCAAGGUCACUACGGUCCGAGGGGAGUCUGGGGCACAAUUUCACGAGCUUCAGCAGGGUCUGGGGCGAGUUAACGAAGUGUUGAAAAUGCGAUUCGUGUGGAGAAUUCCCGACUUUGCGGACUCUCUGAGACAGGCUAAGCUCGGCUUAAAAGUAAGAUUGGACAGUGAGCCAUUUUUUACGGAGAAAAACGGGUACAAACUACGCGCGACUCUUUACCCUAAUGGGACAAUGAGUGGGAAGAACACUCACAUCUCCGCCUUCGUGUCAAUCAACCGGGGGGAAUAUGACGGAAUAUUGGCGUGGCCCUUCACGAGGGUGAUUAAGAUAACACUACUUGACCAGAAGGAGAACGUGCUGCAAAGACGCAAUGUGGAACAGACAAUCAUCCCUAACCCUAGCCUGGAGAACUUCCACCGACCAAAGACUGUUAGCAAUAACGGCAGAGGGUCUGCUACGUUUGUAUCUCACGAGAAGCUUUGGACUGAGAACUAUGUGGUUGACGGGACACUUUUUAUGCAGGUCGAGGUUAGCUCUGGCUAGCCUCCUCUACAGGCGGGGCUAACUACGGUUAGGGAAGAAAAUCAACACAAGGCGAAAAUGGAAUGUUUCACGCUUCUGAGAAAAAACAGUACUCAAGCAUCAGUCCUUUGUCAGAGCAUUAGCCCUUUUCUCCAAUGAAUGGCUAACGCUCGAAGCGUCAGCGAAAAUAAGCUGUCCUCACAGAGGCGUUAAACAUACCAUUUCAACAAAUUUGGGCUUUCUGUGGCGGCGAAUCCAAGUGCCAAAAGAUGAGGGACUCGUCUCCAGUCCGCUCCUUGCCAAAGGAAUGGCGUUGUCUUGUGUCUAGCGUUGUAAGGGACUAUUAAGAGCACCGCGUUGCAUAGGUUCUGUUUAGUGUACGGCGUUGCUAGAGUCUAUCUAGUGCAUUUAGCCUCCUCCGCAGGCAACUCAUAAUGAAAAGGACGGAAAGAAUGGGUUACCUGUGGCGAAAUUGCGGAGGAGGAGGGAGACUAAGAGGAUGAAAGAAUGGGUUACCUGUGGCGAAAUUGCGGAGGAGGGAGACUAAGGAGAGGUAGAGAAAAAAUGCAGCGCUUCCGGUUUGUCACUUCCGUUUUUUUGCCACAGGAAACCCAAUCCUUUUUUUUCUUUUUCUGAAACCCAAUCCUUUCUUUUUCUUUUUUUUGAAACCCAAUCCUUUUUUUUUCUUUUUUCUGAAACCCAAUCCUUUCUUUUUCUUUUUCUGGUCUUUGAGAUGCCUGCGGAGGAGGCUAUAGUGCAUUGCUAGGUUAAUAAGAGAAACAUAUAUGAAAUAGAAAUACAAUAAAAGUAUUAAAAGCAUCGUACAUUUUGUCAAAUAAAAGUCAAAGAAUGAAA
This is a messenger RNA of Nematostella vectensis (starlet sea anemone), 2440 nucleotides long. RefSeq names its product TNF receptor-associated factor 6. The record is from RefSeq and is a predicted model, not a curated record. Bases 152 to 1606 code for a protein of 484 amino acids. The transcript has 7 exons. Gene Ontology annotation, cellular component: plasma membrane signaling receptor complex. Gene Ontology annotation, biological process: tumor necrosis factor-mediated signaling pathway; protein K63-linked ubiquitination; positive regulation of JNK cascade. Gene Ontology annotation, molecular function: protein binding; zinc ion binding. Lineage: Eukaryota; Metazoa; Cnidaria; Anthozoa; Actiniaria; Edwardsiidae.